CACUGAUAGGUGGCACUGAUAGGUGGCACUGAUAGGUGGCACUGAUAGGUGGCACUGAUAGGUGGCACUGAUUGGCAGCACUGAUAGGUGGCACUGAUUGGCAGCACUGAUAGGUGGCACUGACUGGCACUGAUGGCUGACACUGAAAGACAGUUCAGAUGGACACUGAUAUGUGGCAUUGAUGUGGCACUGAUGAGCACUGACAGCUGGCACUGCUGGGGCUACACUGAUCAUCAGUGCUCUGAUGAUCACUGUCAGUGUGACAGCUCGUGAAGAGAGAAAUGCCGAUAACUGGCAUUUCCCUGUUUACAUGUGAUCAGCUGUGAUUGGA
Messenger RNA from Staurois parvus, 331 nucleotides. The record is from the annotation of a GenBank genome assembly. NCBI's taxonomy places the organism in Eukaryota, Metazoa, Chordata, Amphibia, Anura, Ranidae.